Messenger RNA from Yamadazyma tenuis ATCC 10573, 910 nucleotides. The record is from RefSeq and is a predicted model, not a curated record. Lineage: Eukaryota; Fungi; Ascomycota; Pichiomycetes; Serinales; Debaryomycetaceae.
AUUGGCAUUACCAUUUAUGCAAAUUAAAGUAAUGGAUCUUCAACAUGAAAUAGAUAUUCCUCUUAAUCCUGAGGAUCCCAUUUCUCUGCAUGAAAUAAAAGACAGAUUACUUGAUGAGUGGGAAGGAAAAAUGUUAAAAAGUUUCAGAGAUUAUGAUGAGUGGGCAAGUCAAAUGACCACUUUGAUGAAAUCAAUAAAUCCGAAGUUUAUAAAUUAUAUAAAUGGUGAACUUCUGGAAUCAGAAAUAGGCCAAGAUGAAUUUAAAAGGUCUCUUGAUUACCUUUAUACUUUGUUCCGACUAUCUAUGUCGGAUGAAAUUUUUAAGGAUUCGAUCGUGGACAACUUUACUCCAGUAAAACUAUGGAGCCAUUUAAAGGACAGAUACGAGAAGUUAUCUAAGAAUUAUUAUUCAAGUCAACAAAAAAUAAUGGAAGUUCUAACAGAUACAUCGACCACCGGUGAUAUGAAGCUUGACUCUCUUUUGGCUUUCCCUCAAGACAUUUUUAAAAUCAUUGAAUUCGAUGUAUGCAGAGAAUUAGUAACAUACCUGAAAGACUCAAUCAUAACAUUAGCAUACAAUAUACUAAUAAAGAAUGAAGUUGAUAUGACAUUGAGAAGCUUGCAAGAAGAGGUAAAGGUUAUCAAAAGUGCCUCGGAUGCAGCAAUGGAUGAGAGAUGUGCCAAGUGUCAAAGGUCAGGACACAAUCACAUGAUGUGUACAAAUGAACUAUGGUGUAAUAUGGAGGGAGAAACUCUUUCCAUUCCAGGGUCAGAAAAUUUAUUUCCUCCACCAAACAGGAGCUGAUACAGCUUUUUUUGUUGAGCUAUCUUAAUUGUAUCUCGGGGGUUUCACUAUGUAGAAUCAUUAGCAAAACUACACAUGUAACAAAAAUAUAAAGGAUAAUAAUUG